CGGCUUCGGGCUCCAAAACUUUCUAACAUCUCUCUCUCUUUCGAUUCAAAGCCCUAAAUAAUCAGAAGAAGAAGAAGAGAAAAGAUGGAGAUGGAGAUGGCUCCAAAGUGAAUCGGAAACUUUGUGUCCGAAUUGAGAUUAAUUUCGACUGUUUCUUGGAAAUCUAAUAAAGAUUGAUAGAGCCAAAAUGUCUAUGGCUACUCGUAUUCACUUAAACUCUCUCUCUCUCUCUCUCUUGUGUAGCUCCCUCCACCAGUGGAAGGAAGGUUGGUCUCUGUGAAGGUGUGAUAGAAAUAUUCUUACGCAGACUCAUUUCCAACCACCUUUACUGUUGCGCCACUUGUUAGUGUUCCCGGCAAUAGUAAUUUUUUUGCUGAAAAAUCUUGCAUGAGAGAAAAAUGGAUGGAAAGUUGGAAAUGUCCCUCGAUAAGCUACCUGUCAAGCGCUUGGAAUCCAUCGAAGAAAAUGGCUUCGAACGUUUUCCUACUGAUAUUGGAUAUGAUGAGAAGCAAGUGGCGCUAAUUCGACGAAUAGAUUUUGCUUGGGCGGUGGAGAAAGAAGACAAGGAGAAGAAACAGAAGAAAAAGCAGAAGAAGAGCUCCAGAGAGAGCUCAUCUACAACAACACCAUGGCCUUGGCAAAACAUGGUGGAGAACUUGCACUUAGCUCAUCAAGAACUCUCUGUCAUUAUUGAUCUUAUCAAUACGGUUGAAGCUAAUGAUGCUGUAACAGUAGCUGGGAUGACCAGGCCAAAGCCAUUACCCAAUGAGAUUCUGGCUGACCUUGCUGUAUCAACAGCAACCAAGCUACAGUGCUACCGGAAUCUUGGUAAAUAUUUUAAGCAGUCCGCCAAAGCUUUGGAACAGCAAGUUGCCAGGGAAGCAAGAUUUUAUGGUGCUUUAAUCAGAUUACAGCAGAACUGGAAAGUCAAACGGCAGCGCGUGGCAGCAAUUGCUCCUGGAAAUGAAGGCUUCAUGAUUGAUCUUUUUGAUAAUUCAUUAUAUGAUUCAGUUGCAGUAUUCCAGCCAUCUUCUCUGUCCACAAUUCGCAUCGAUCAUGACUCAGACGGCAUGCUAGCCAUAAAUUUACCUUCAAAAUCCUGUCAUUCUCUUGUUUUUGGUUUUCUCAGUGGGCAUUCUAAUGUUCCAAAGAAAUCCAAUAAGAUUAAAACCCAUGGCUCACUCAAGAAUCCAUCUAAAAAUCCUGAGAAAGAAUCUUUAAGUGAUAACGAAUGUGUGAAGGAUACACACUUACUGCUUCGUAAGGUUCAUCGAACCAUUUUUGAUGAACAGGUGUUUGAUAUGGUGAACCGUGGUGCAGUUAACCAAUCAUCUGGACUCAAUGUUACUGGAAUACAAGAAAAUUAUCUACAAUUGUGCAUAGGUCCUGGCAUUUCUAUAUUUAUAUCCAUUGUGCCAUCUGAUCAGGGUGAUCAAGCAAUUGAUAGUGAAGGCCCGGAGAACUUAGAAUCUGCAGUUGUACCUUUAGACUCGUUUGACGGAGUGAAGUUAGCUGAAGAAAAGCACAACAGUCUUACUAAAAAGCCUAGAUUUCCUAACUGCAUUACUUAUGAAAUAUAUCUCAAACAGAUAUUUCAUGAGUAUGUAUUUGUAGAGGCAAAGGGUAGACCUUCUUUCACUGGUACUCGCAUGCCUGGUCAACCAGCAAACGAUGGAUCUGGUCUUCUCAGUCAUUUCUGUUUGUCUCUCUCUCAUAGAAUAAUUUCGAACAAAGUUCUUAUGGAGUUGGAAAACGUGGUUUGCAGAGUGCCAUAUCUUCAUUUGAUAUCUCACCCCACUUGGCAUUCUCGGUCAUCUGCAUGGACAAUCUUUAUGAAGAUUCCUCCAUCCAUUCUCCAUGCAAGCUCUCAAACCCGGACGCCGGACAUCCAAAACAUGAAGAAUGUUGUUAAAUCAGAGUUUUGGACGAAGGUUGUGGUACAUGAUGAUUGCAUUAACAUUGAAGCAGAAGGAGCUCCUAAUGUUGUCGGACUAUUUAAAGACAGUUCUGAUGAUAAAUGUUCUACCAACAAAUAUGACUGCAACUUGGAUGAUCUUCCUGUGAUAAUCCUGCAGCAGGUUGCAAGCCAGGUUAUUCGCUGGCUUCAUGAGGAAGCACUUGCAGUGGGAAUAAAAGCAAACCGUGACUUUUUGUGUUUGUCCUUUGAGUUGGAGCAGGGUGAAAUUCUUAACCUCGUGGCACACGUGGACCCAGAAGAUACUCAAGGAUGCAUCUCCUGGUGGUUGACAAUGGAAGACGGUUUUGCAGAGGAGAAGAAACUUCAUAUGAACAUUGCGGACGGUGCAUCCGAAUACAGGAAGUUCUUGGGAUAUUUACCGUUGGAUGUGCUAUACUCAACACUGAUGGAUUUAGUUAGUUUGUGUGGUGGUGGGAGCCAUUGAGAAAGCACGUCUUUCUUGACUGGUUAAUUGAAGAGACUUUAGAGACCACACUAUUGUGCAUAAUUUUGCUGCGGAAUCUAAUUUUGGACGCAUAACCAUGAACUGGUCAUUUUGAAGUUCAUACUUCAUAGUGGUAAGUAUUAUUGUUUUUGGUGACAUAGAUAAAUCUGAAUGGUAGAGGUGGUCAUCUCCAUGGUCUGACGGAGUGAAAAUAUAACCUUCCAUGAUUCCCUGCAAGCAGCCACGAAGUCCAAUUCACGUUUGUUGCUAGAUUUCGUAGAAUAAUCAUAUCAACCUGUCUUUGCCCUGUAUAAUUUGAGCUUACAAGUUUCUGGAAAGAUUUUAGCUUACCAGUUC
Molecule: messenger RNA, 2759 nt
Organism: Populus trichocarpa (black cottonwood)
Lineage: Eukaryota; Viridiplantae; Streptophyta; Magnoliopsida; Malpighiales; Salicaceae
Product: mediator of RNA polymerase II transcription subunit 17
Exons: 9
Coding region: 399-2402 (667 amino acids)
Biological process (GO): regulation of transcription by RNA polymerase II
Cellular component (GO): core mediator complex; mediator complex
Molecular function (GO): transcription coregulator activity
Source: RefSeq, a predicted model, not a curated record